Molecule: messenger RNA, 749 nt
Organism: Arabidopsis lyrata subsp. lyrata
Lineage: Eukaryota; Viridiplantae; Streptophyta; Magnoliopsida; Brassicales; Brassicaceae
Product: protein RADIALIS-like 3
Exons: 2
Coding region: 295-540 (81 amino acids)
Molecular function (GO): DNA-binding transcription factor activity
Source: RefSeq, a predicted model, not a curated record
AGAAAAAGAAAAAAAAAGGAAGGAAACCACUUAUCUCUAUUGCAAGGAAUCUCAGGUUUCAUUGGAUUGUUUCACAAAAGUAUAUAUUCUUCCAACUGGCUUAACCCCACACAAUGCUUUUUCCUUCCUACUUAUAAGGAGCUUCCCCUUCUCUUAGCUAACCAAAUCAACUCCUUUUCAUCAAGUCUUACAUACAUCUGCCUUCUUUUUCUCCCUCCCAAGAAACAGAUUUCCAUUAUCACAAGGCUCUUUAAUUUCAAUCUUGUACUCUCUAUACACAUACUUAUUCGUGAUAUGGCUUCCAACUCUAUGAGCUCUAGCGCUUCUUGGACACGUAAGGAGAACAAAUUAUUUGAAAGGGCGUUGGCUACAUAUGACCAGGACACUCCUGACCGUUGGCAUAACGUUGCAAGAGCAGUUGGUGGCAAAUCAGCUGAAGAAGUAAGGCGACACUACGAGCUCCUCAUUAGGGAUGUCAAUGACAUUGAGUCAGGGCGUUAUCCACAUCCCAAUUACCGUUCAAAUGGAAACAACCACUAAAAGCAUUUAAGCAACUCUAAAAGGCUCUACUGAAGUCGACAUGGUUCCAAAACCAUUCACAAAGAACAUCUAAGCAAAGAUAUCUAAAUGUAUUUACUUGUUUUUGUGUUACGAUUAUGUAAGAAUUAUCUAUACUUCCGUUCUAAUCUAAAUCUAUCAAUGUGAGUUUCAUACGGUAUUAAGACUCGGAAAAACUGGUUCUCCUUGAA